AUGAAAAGCAAAAGCAGUAGAAGAAAUAAGAAAGAACAAGAACCGACGACCACUUCGAAACAGCACCGUAUACACCCCACGCGGUGUGAAGACAAUGUUCAUGUUUAUGAUCACAAGGAAAAGACAUCUGAACAUACCACAAAUAACCCACAUGAUGUCAUAAACAUCCCAAUCAUCCUAGAAGCUAUCGACUUCACUUCUACCCCUCAAAAAAUCAUCCCCUCGGAUUAUGAAGAAGAAAUUUUGAAGAUUAUUGUCAUUCUAGACGAAGCUUCUAACCCAUAUUCCACCCUUUCUGACCAAGCCGUUCUAAGAACCAACAUCCAACCCCCUUAUUUGGAUGAAAUAAUAAUGCAAUUUGGUACAAAAGUAAGUGCUUACUUGCACUCUAUGAGCUAUAUUUUCACCUUUCGUGUAAAUAUUGCUAAGAGUGAUGCAGCAUGGAUAAUCUUCAGAAGAUGGAUGAUCUCAUGCACUCUGGAGUUGAAUGAUUUAUCCUAUCUGGAUACUUCCAAGAGGUUCCAAGCGGGGCCCUUAGAGGUUAUUCAGCCUAUUCUAGAUAGGUACAUGCCUAUGUAUCUUCCUGCACUUGAACCAGUUCUACUUCUGCCUGCUCUAGAAGAAGAAGCUACUUAUGAUAUAGAAAUUGAUCCCAAAGCCUCCUCUGCUCAAGAUCAUUAG
Molecule: messenger RNA, 681 nt
Organism: Vicia faba (fava bean)
Lineage: Eukaryota; Viridiplantae; Streptophyta; Magnoliopsida; Fabales; Fabaceae
Source: the annotation of a GenBank genome assembly